AUGAGGAAUAGCAUAUAUCCAAUAAUUAGGUUAUUAAUUAAAAAUAGUUUUGAAUAUUAUUAAGCUACAUAUUUUCAAUAGAAUCCUAAAAUUCAGAUUAUUAUUAAUAAUUAUUAGACAUACAUUUGGAAUUUGGAGCUUUAUUUUUGUGAAACAAAGUUUCCAUCAUUUAGUGUAAAGCAUGAGAUCAUAUUUUGA
This is a messenger RNA of Paramecium octaurelia, 198 nucleotides long. The record is from the annotation of a GenBank genome assembly. NCBI's taxonomy places the organism in Eukaryota, Ciliophora, Oligohymenophorea, Peniculida, Parameciidae.